Molecule: messenger RNA, 306 nt
Organism: Plectropomus leopardus (leopard coralgrouper)
Lineage: Eukaryota; Metazoa; Chordata; Actinopteri; Perciformes; Serranidae
Source: RefSeq, a predicted model, not a curated record
AGGUUCCUGCAGCCAGUGCAGAAGAUUGACAUGAACCUGACUGACCUGCUGGGGGAGCUGCAGCGCGACCCGUGGCCCGUCACUCAGGGGAAGAGGCCACUGCGCUCGCUUGGCGUGGCCAUGUCCAUCGCCGUGGGCCUGCUGGAGUGCACCUUCCCCAACACGGGCGCUCGGAUCAUGACCUUUAUCGGCGGCCCAGCAACACAGGGCCCUGGCAUGGUGGUGGGGGACGAGCUGAAGACCCCCAUCAGGUCCUGGCACGACCUGGAGAAGGACAAUGCCAAGUUCACCAAGAAAGCCACCAAG